Larimichthys crocea (large yellow croaker) is the source of this 2390-nucleotide messenger RNA. Its product is annotated as trafficking regulator of GLUT4 1-like. The record is from RefSeq and is a predicted model, not a curated record. Bases 1017 to 1565 code for a protein of 182 amino acids. NCBI's taxonomy places the organism in Eukaryota, Metazoa, Chordata, Actinopteri, Sciaenidae. Gene Ontology annotation, cellular component: membrane. The transcript is spliced from 3 exons.
CAUCUUCUCUCUGUCCCCAUCACCUUGUUCCAGGUCACUUUCGUUCGAUAAUCCUGGAGGUGUGCAACAAAACAUCAGAAAUUCUUUACUGAGAUUAUUACACAGAUGAACAUUCAUCGUGUAGUUGAUCAACUAAACUAAAACCAACACAGUGAAAUAUCUCUAUAUUCUGAUUUUAGUAAAAGUAUGUAAGUAUGAUCAGCCAUGUGAAGUAUCAAAAUUAAACUGAAUGUUUAUUAGAUGUUAUAUUAUUAUUACUUAAGCAAUCAUCUGUAGCUAUGGGCUAUAUUAUAACUGGUUGAGGUGGAGCUACUUCCAGCUAUUAUUCUGUUUUUUCAUAUUAUCAGAUUAUCCGGUGAGAUUUAAGGGGUUAAGAUGUUUCAUGGAGCGAAACUCGAACAGCUGGGACACAGUGAGGUUCCUGUUAAACGCUGACUUUAGUGAAGGACCUGAGUCAGCAGGGCGUGCAUGCGUUGAAAGGCUUGCGGUUCAUAGUGUCUACCUUCUUCACUCUUUCUCACACACCCUGUGCGGAGCCCUACUUGCUGAUCCAGCUGAUGCGGCCCGUGCGUAAAUGGAAAGCUUUUACGCACCGCGCGCUUUCACUUCAGAAGAGGUUUAAUUGUUGUUUUUGCAUUGUCACACGCCUCGCCUGGUGCGUAAGUAGGCCUCAGACACUGGGGAUGUGCUGUGGAGAUGUAAGGGUUGCGGUAAUACCUCACUACAUAAUAGGAGGGGGGGGGGCAAGUCGUUCGCCCGGACUCUCACCGCCAACUAAACGCGAGAGGGACUCAGACAUCAAUAACAUCUCGCUCAUCAAUAAGACAUUUUGAUGGAGUUAGACUGCUUAAUUAAAUAGGUUGCCUUGAAGGUAUUAGUCUCUCUGAAUUUAUAAUAUUUAAUCUAAUGACCCCCAAUGGAGAACAUCUGAAGGAAGACUCUCCAGCAUCUCUAUCCACAGGACAGCGGCUCGGUCAGACACAGAGUAACACUUGGAGAUUUCUUAUCUUUCAGUGAUGGCUAUCAACACUGAUGCUGCCUUUGGGAAAAGCGCUCUCGGCGAGAGGGAAGUUUCCAAUCCCACCGACUUUCACGACACGGAGAAGCUGCUGAGCACCGCGACCAGUGAGCCCACCGGGCAAAGUAACAUCAAGCCGUCCGACUCCUUUUCCCUUACCAUUAGAGGGAGCGUCCAGUCCCUGGACGCGCACCAGAACGGGCACAGAUCGCCGUUAAAGUCGGGCUCCAUCGGGCAGUUGUCGGCCCCACCCAAGUCCUCAUCUCGGCUGAGCCUGGGUCCGCUGCCCUCCCCGGUGCCGCCCGGGUCCGCACCCCGGAAUUACCUCUGGCUCGCCGUGCUGUCCUGUUUCUGCCCGGCCUGGCCGCUCAACAUAUGCGCCCUGUGGUACUCAUAUGUGUCGAGGUCUGUUCUUCACACAGGAGAUGUUGUAGGAGCAAGAAAGUAUGGGCGUCUCUCUAUGUUGCUCAGCUGUCUGGCGAUGCUGCUGGGUGUGGCUGUCAUCAUCUUCAUAGUGUUUACAAUUGAGCACCAGCAGUCCAACUGAAGGAUGGAAGGAGUCUCCUUUUACUUCAUCUGAUUUAAAAUUUGCACAGAAGACAGAGGAGGAAAAAAAUUGUUUUGAAGAUGAAAAAGCACAAAACCUGAGUUGAAAACAAACUAAAGAGACUCUAACAUACAACUUAAUGCUUUUUCUGCUAUGGACGAAAGAAAGAAAAAGAAAAGAAGUCGCAGGCCGUUUCUCUUUUUCUGGUAACGCUCAUGUCCAAUAAGCCCACAAACUCAGGAACCAAAGGAGGGAAGAUGAAGGCUGCACACAGCUGUAGUGUGGGAUCAUCAGACAGCACAUUCUGUGGAAGUGUAACUACUCUUAGUCCAAACUAGUGGUGCAUUGAUUUACUCACAGAAAAUUGGAUGUCAUUAUAUUUUGCUCUUUAAAAAAAAAAAAAGGCAUGUCAUCAUUAGAUAAAGUCAAGUAAAGGCAUCAGUGCACCUCUAGUCUGUAAUGCCGCCGCUGCCUGCCCUGUUUCUCUCUCUGUUCUAUCAGGACUUUUGUGGCUAUGGGAAGAUGUAUAAACUUUCAUACACUGUUUACAAGUUUAAACUCAUGUACGUUACGUCAUAGUGUGAUAUCUUGCUUUGCGUGCUACUAUGAUAAACUCAGCAGAUUCCUGUUUGGACUUGACUUAACCGCCUGGAUCUCUACACCUUAUUAUGUUUACGAUAUACUGCAAGAUAUGAAUGGGAUUGUUCUCCCUGUAUGCACUGUUCAUGGCACUCUGAUGUUGAUGUUUAUACAUUUAUACUGUAUGACUGGUUUCCUGUGCCAUAGUUCUGCAUGUCUGAAAUAAACUUGAAUGAGCAUGACAAA